Molecule: messenger RNA, 1830 nt
Organism: Polypterus senegalus (gray bichir)
Lineage: Eukaryota; Metazoa; Chordata; Cladistia; Polypteriformes; Polypteridae
Gene: fsd1l
Product: fibronectin type III and SPRY domain containing 1-like
Exons: 14
Coding region: 142-1668 (508 amino acids)
Molecular function (GO): protein binding
Source: RefSeq, a predicted model, not a curated record
UGUCUUGUCUAUGGUUGUGUUUGAGGGGUUUUUUUUUCCUAAUGAUCGCUUUCCAAAUUCAACAGCAGCAAAAAAAUAAACUUGUGGGAUCCAAGCGCUGCGGCGGAACCUUCGCCUUUCACGUCCAUUGGCUUCUACAGCAUGGACUCACAAAAAGAGGCCUUACAGAGGAUAGUCACCACAUUAGCUAACAAAAAUGAAGAACUCCACAGUUUCAUCGAAACACUUCGUCACUUGUUGAAAGGUCUUCAGGUUAACUCCUCUAAAGUUCUCGCAGACCUCGAUGAAGAAUUUGAUUCCAUCUACUCCGUACUGGACGAAAUGAAGGAAAGCAUGACCAACACCAUAAAACAGGAGCAGGCGAGGAAAACUCAGGAGCUUCAGAACCAGCUGACGCAGAGCGCCAAUGCCUUGGAGAGCUCCGAGGAGCUCAUAGAGUUUGCCAACGCCGCGUUGGACAUCAAGGAUGCAGACGAAUUCACAAAGGCUGCCAAACAGAUCAAGGAUAGGGUGACGAUGGCUCCAGCAUUUCGCUUGUCAGUGAAGCCCAAGGCCAGCGACAACAUGACUCACCUGAUGGUCGACUUUUCUCAGGAGAGGCAAAUGCUGCAGUCCCUGAAGUUUCUGCCAGUUCCCAGAGCUCCGGAAAUUGAUGUUUCGGACUGCUUGGUGGCUGACAAUUCUGUCACGGUGGUCUGGAGGAUGCCCGAGGAGGACAGUAAGAUAGAUCACUAUAUAUUAGAGUACAGGAAAACCAACCAUGAAGGAGUGCCCAGGGUGAAAGACGAGCGCUGCUGGGAGGUUGAAGACAACAUCAGAUCUACAGAGUUUUCAUUAACAGGGUUAAAGUUUGACUCAAAGUACAUGAACUUCAGAGUGAGGGCUUGCAACAAGGCGGCGGCCGGGGAUUAUUCUGAUCCGGUGACUCUCGAAACUAGAGCGUUUAACUUUUCACUCGACUCAACAUCGUCACAUCUGAAUCUUAAAGUUGAAGAUUGUUGUGUGGAAUGGGAUCCUGCAGGUGGGAAAGGUCAAGAAAGUAAAGUAAAAGGAAAAGAGAACAAGGGAAGUGGCCACGUUACCAUUCUGAAGAACACCUCAAGAAGUGGGACCCCCUCUCCAAAGAGAACAUCCGUCACCAGCAGGCCACCAGCAGUGAGAGGAAGCAGGGAUCGCUUUACCGGAGAGUCCUACACAGUGUUAGGUGACACUGUCGUCGAAAGUGGCCAGCAUUACUGGGAAACAAAGGCACAGAAAGACUGCAAGUCCUAUAGUGUUGGGGUGGCAUACAGGAACCUGGGGAAGUUCGAUCAGCUUGGCAAGACCAACACCAGCUGGUGUAUCCACGUUAACAACUGGCUGCAGGCCUCUUUCGCGGCCAAACACAACAACAAGGCCAAAACGCUGGAGGUGGCCGUACCAGACAGGAUAGGUGUCUACAUUGACUUUGAAGGAGGUCAGCUUUCAUUUUACAAUGCAGAGAACAAACAGUUGCUGCACACGUUCAAAACGAAGUUCAUGCAACCAGUUGUGCCGGCUUUUAUGGUAUGGUGCGGAGGUCUAGCUCUGUCUACUGGAAUCCAAGUCCCCAACGCCGUAAGAAGCUUCCAGAAAUCGGAAAAUGGAUUAGGUGGCUCGGCAAGCAGCCUCAACAAUGGAGCUCAAUGAUUGCAGAUGGCAGACAAUGCUUCCUUGACUUCCAGAGACACGUUCACUCGCUCCGCUGCUAGAACGUGAUACUCCACCACUUGGCUACGUAUAAAAGUGUUACGGAUGCUGCUGCGAAGGCCUGGUUGCCUUUAGUGUUUGUAAUAUAAAUCGAAAACAUUA